AUGGAGAAAGCGCAAAUCGAGAUGGAGAAGAAAAAUUUGCAGAGAAGAAGUUCAAGAAUAAGUUUUUCAGCCAGGUUACCAGAAGAUGUUUGUGGGGCAUUUGCAGAUUGUAUUUGUGCAGUGAAAUAUUCCUCAGAUCCAAUUUCUGAUAUAAGAGAAUCCAUAAUCCAAGUCAUACAAAAUGUGGGAAUUCAAGAUUGGAAUCAAAUGGAGGAACUGAUAUAUUGUUACAUUGCUCUAAAUUCAUCAGAGGUUCAUAGUUUUAUUCAAAAUGCUUUUCUCAACCUAACUGUUUCUAGUGAUAAUACGGUGUAA
Molecule: messenger RNA, 315 nt
Organism: Fraxinus pennsylvanica
Lineage: Eukaryota; Viridiplantae; Streptophyta; Magnoliopsida; Lamiales; Oleaceae
Source: the annotation of a GenBank genome assembly